Messenger RNA from Cinclus cinclus, 7200 nucleotides. RefSeq lists its product as uncharacterized. The transcript has 13 exons. NCBI's taxonomy places the organism in Eukaryota, Metazoa, Chordata, Aves, Passeriformes, Cinclidae. Gene Ontology annotation, molecular function: S-adenosylmethionine-dependent methyltransferase activity. The record is from RefSeq and is a predicted model, not a curated record. Bases 1 to 1515 code for a protein of 504 amino acids.
AUGCGUGAAGGGCUCCUUCCGGCCGGCGUCGCCCUCCCGCAUGCGCACGUGCGGGCAGAGGGUGGGUGGGCGCGCGGAGGGCGGGGCUUCUCCCGCGGCGCGCACGUGCGUGAGGCGGAGCGCGUGGCGCCCCCCCGCGGCGGCGGGGCGAUGGAGCUGGAGGCGGCGCGGCGCGCGGUGCUGGCGGCCGUGCGGGGCACGCUCGCCGCCGACCUGCCGCGCCUGCUGCACUGGAUGCGCAACACCCGUAAGCGCCGCGCGGGGCCGCGCCCGCACCGCGCCCCUGGCUCGGCCCACACCCCCUCGGCCCCGCCGGCGGGUCGGGCCCAGGGGAGCGGUGCCCGAGCCGGGGCGCCGCCCCUUCCGGGGACCCGCGGCUCGCAGGGUUACCGGCGGUACCGGCUGCGGCGCUCGGGGCGGCUGCAGGAGAGCGUGGCCGGUGUCGGUCGGCUGCAAUCGGGGGUGGCCGUGCCGCAGCCGGCCCGGGUCCGGGCCGGGCUGUCCCGCCCGGGGCACGCGUGCCCCCACGGGUGUGCCGUGUCAGGGCCCGGCGGUGUCGCGGAGCAGGAGGGGCUGCGGGGUGACCCUCAAACCCCGCGGCGGCGCAGGUCGUGCGGAGCCACCCUGCUCCUGCCGCACCGAGACGGCUUGAGGCGCUGGGGUUGCCUCGUUCAGCUUCACACGUGUUCGCAACAGCCUUUCAGAGAUGACUUUGAUGAGCUUGUGGUGAGUAACGAUGAUGUUGUGCUCAGAAAUAUUGCUGAAGAUUUGCGGAAUCGUUUACCCAUUGAGGCAAUGUUUACUUCGGAACAUCAGGCUGUUCAGAAAAUACACCAGCAUCCACUGCCCAUGAUUCAUGUUGAUGCAUUCCUUUAUGAUGAUGAUGAUGUUGAUUCAUUGUGUGAGGAGGGAAAAAUGAGUAGGAGCUACUGCACAGAGUGUGGCUCAUACAAAACUGCAUCUUUAGAGUUUAUUUCGCAUUCCUUUUCCCUCAUGGAACUGAAGUUUCUUUAUCAACAUGUAUUGCCUGACCUGACAGGAAAGGUAGUGGUUGACGUUGGCUCCAGGCUUGGUGCAGUGCUAUUUGCGGGUUAUCUUUAUAGCUCAGCUUCCCAACUGUAUGGAGUAGAAAUGAAUGCAGACUUUUGCCAGUUGCAAGAAAUGAUGAUUACAAAGUACAAGUUCAUUGACAGAAUAAAGGUGGUUCAUGCAGACAUCUGUACUCAGCCCUCACUUCUGCAGAAGGCUGAUGUUGUUGUAAUGAAUAAUGUCUUUGAAUAUUUUCUUGACAGACAGGAACAGGCCAGAGCUUGGGAGUUUAUUGUUCGUAAUGUAAGGAAAGGAGGGUCCUUAUUAGUGACAGUUCCAAGUCUUGAGGAAUCACUUUCAAAGCUCAAGACAGAUGUACAGCUCAGUCAAUGGGUCGAAGAGGUGCAGCUAAACUAUGAUGUGUGUAUGGAAAAGGAUGUUGACAGAGAAGCGCUCGAACAGAUACAUUUAUACAAGAUUCUCUAGGAAAAGUUUACUAUUCUCAUCAUCUCCACCUUCAACUCUGAGCAUCGAGGCUUCUGAAGAUGGAUCUUUAAACCAAUUUAUGCACAGAUGUUCAGACCCUGAGCUACAGCCAACGAUAUGGGCUGAAAGAGAAAGUACAAAAAUGGAUUUAAGUGUAAUACCCAGUCAGCCCCAGGAUUUGUUGCUAUUUAUAAAAGGGCAAAGUUUUUACAUCACUUUAGGCAACAAGAGCACAACACCAAAAUUUCCAUCCCCUGCUAGAAGGUGGUGCACGAGUGCUGUGCAGGGCCAGCAGCAGCCCCGGCACUGCCCGGGCUCGCGGCCCGCGUUUGGAGACGUGCCGGCCGGACGUGCGGAGGAGGCCGAGGUGAUGGACUUCCCGUGGUGGCUGCAGUGCCGAGCCACCUCCUCAGGCAGCGGGCCUCAGCAAUGGCUGCUUCCAGCCCCUGCACUCCCCUGCAAGACGCUGUCCCUGCUCCUCGGCCCGCUCUGGUUAAGCUUCAACUAUCCUCCUCAUCCAGAGAUCCCGCUGUUAGUGCCAAAAUCCAUCCAAAUCCCACUGAAGGGCCAGCCUGCGAAGUGGUGCCCACCAAGGUGGAAACGUCAGCCUAACAGAAACAAAUUAAUGGCAGUAAAUAAAAGUCCUCUGGCAGCAUUUCCUCAUUCACACAGUCGGACUGAGCUUCACCAGAUGAAGACCACUGUUUCUAUUUGGUUCGGCAAUGCUGUUUGGAAAGUCACCACUUUUUGUAACCAGGUUUUGCAUGAACGUGAAGAAGAAUCCGUAUGUGUUGGACUCAGAGGUGGGCUGUACUCAUGGGCUCUUGUGGAACUCUCUGAGAAUCCCACCAUCGGCACAAACAUGACCUGUGUUUCCUGGCAUACCUUUCCCUUUCCUCCUCCCGAGUUUUUGACAAAUUGUCAAAAUUUGUCCUGCCAAAGAGAUUCUUUUAGAUGGUGUAAAAGAAUUACUGGGGGUGGGGAGGAGGGAGGAAGUGUUUUAUUUCAGCUUGUGUCAGCUGCUGAACAUUUUUAUCCAAGCGUGUGUGCAUGCAAUAUGCACAAGUAUUAGAUAAUGCUGAGGUUGUAACUCCUUUUGCUGCUAAACUCUCAGUUGCACAACAGGCAAGAAAUGGGGAAUUGAGGUCAUGUAUAUGCCUUGCAUGGUUUAAAACCUAUCUGUGAAGCAGGAAAUUCUCUCAUUGAACUUCACUUUUGUCACAGAGGCACAACACAUCCACUCACAAACAUUAGGAAAAAAAAGCAAGGUGAUUCAGGCCAGUAAUGGGAAGGCAAGGGCAUUUUCAAACUUGAUCUGACCUUUUAAACCUUUCUUCUUGGUACUGACUUCAGUGGGGAUACUUACCGGGAUAAGGUGUAGAAGAAACACCUUGCAUGUUUUCUCCUUUUUCUCAUUAUCAGCUGCAUUUAUUUCACUGUACCUCAAAUGACUCAAUGGUACAGAGUGUAAGUGAAAGCUAUUUUUAAGGAGGAGUCUUAUCCAUUGCAUCCAAUAAGGACUAGGCAGAGCUGUUGAUGACUCUCUGUUUGCACUAAAAGAAGCUCGCAGUUAAAAAUAACUUUCUGAUUUCUGGGGGCAACACAAUGGUUGGUAUGCUAGUUUAAAUGUUCCUGUCUCUGUAAAUCUGGGUUUACAUGCAAUGUUUUACAACAUUCUGUAAUUAUAACAAGGAGGCAAACUUUAAAAAUGUAUUUUAGGCUGAGAUAUUUAUGCCAAUUCAACUUUAAACAUGGGUACAUUUAGAGAUAUAUAAUGAUACAUUGAAUCACUAGAAAGUGUUCCUAUAGAACAAUAAACUAUGUGGAUAUAAGCAUUUUUGAAAUUUUAUAUCUGUGUCCACACUGUGGUCUAUAAGUUCCAUGUGUGAAGGUAGUCUUAAGAUUGCCCUUGCCUUUGCUUUUUUGUCUAAGAACUUCCCGGAUGACUGGAAAUUGCAACUGAAAUAAUUGUUGGUUCUUAAUUCCUAAGUUUCUGAAACUAUCAAUUUCAUUCUAUCAAUUGUGCACUGAAUUGGUACUGGUAACAAAAAGGUUUACAUUUUCCUCCUUGCUAUGAAUACUUAGCAACUGUAUGGUAACAAUCCAAAUAACUUUCCAAGCUGUCCUAAAUCUUCCAAAGAGAGCAAGACUAAAGUACGCACUGGAUUUACCACCUUUAAAGGUUUUUUCCUUUAGUUCUGCUCUACUAUGCAUGCUUUAUACAAAACAGACAUAUUUAUGAGUGCCUGACUUUUAAGAAAUGUAGACAUUCUGUCAGUAUCUUAUUUUCCCUUGGGUGUGGGGCCCCAGCAUGGAUAUUAUGGACAGUGGUGUUCGCCUAAAACUUGUCUGUCCCUGGAUCUGUGGGAGAAGGGAGAAUGAUCAUUUGGGCUUGAGCUUGAGGAGCUCUCCUUCCAGAGGAUUUCCCUGGAGUAUAGCAUUCCCCUUAGGACUAUAUUCUGUGGCUGUGAUGCACUAUGGUUGGCUCCCGUCCAAAUGUAGGACUCAGCAGGCUUGGAGCAUCAUGUAAAAGCAUGAAAUCAAACCUGAAGCUUGCUUUGUACGCAAAGCAAGCUACCAGUUUACUCCAGCCCUCCUCUGCCUUGGCUGAAGUGGUCUGAGCAUGAGCAGAAGCUUCGUGGUGGGGCUGUUCCACCUGUACACACCAUGACUCACCCUUGUGUUGUCAAGUGGGGAGACAACCAGAGUGUUUGUCAGCCAGCUACUCUCUCCUUCCAAUUCUGCUCUUAUCUGGGAUCUACCAACAGAAGAGUGCCUCAGUAGUUAACCUCUUUGCCUUAGCUUUUAAGGUCUACUGUAAGAGAUAAGUAGCAGGACAGAAGAACAUAAGGUGGAAGCCAAAGGAGUCUCAUAUUAAAGGGAUAAGUCAGAAUACUGGUCACAAUUGUGAGUCAUCACAUUUGGCAAAUGAAGGACUCAAAGAAAAUCCAGCAUGGUCUGUAUUUGAUUGAGCAGAUAUAUAUGCUUCAGACUGACUCAUCACUGUAAACUCUGACUAAAUAACCCAGAUCAGCUAGUGGGCCAACUUCUCUUCAUGUGCUUCUCAACAGAAAUUGCACUGCAUGGGAUCAUUUCAGUGUGCAAGCAGGUUUGUCUAAUCUCAGUAUUAGUGACAAAAAACCACAAAAACUGAAAACAAACAAACAAACAAACAAAGCUGGGACUGUAUAGUCAUAUAAUAAAAUCAUAAAGCAACAUCCCUUAAAUUAUUUGUUCUACUCAUCGACUACACAGAGAGGUGUUCAAUGGAAGCAAUUCAAAUAAGAGGAAUGCAUACUUAGUAAAUGGUAGGUUAGUAUUAUUCAGCCUGAGAGUUUCCAAUCUUAAAUUUGACUGUACAAAGAAUAUCUUAAUGAUACAGAUCCAGGUUUCAAGCAGGCUGAUGCAGGAUAUUUAAGUCUAUUGUAAAAUGCCAUACAUUGCUCCAGCAGUGACAAUGUGCAUAUGUAGAAAAAAUUAGCAAAUCUGCCCAUCAUUCAGUCAUUCAUUAAUUCAAAAUCCUUAAUCAGCCAUCAUUCAUUCAAAAUAUUAGUUAGCAAUAGAAAUCCAGCAUAUUUUAGUGUAAGAAAAUUACAGUAGUGUCAACACUCUGUAUUCUGUGCACUACACAGAACUACUGUAAGAGAGAAAAUGCAGUAGCAGUCCUCUCAAAGUUAAAGCUGGUUUCAGAGACACUAUUAGGAAAUGAAUAGUGGUUUCACAACAUCAUUUUAUCAUUUUGUAACCAGGUUAGAGGCCAAUCAUACAUGGUCAUUGCUGUAAAGUAGAUAAGGUCAGAGUUCCUCCCCACUAGUAUAAUGUUGUCAGCUUAAAUACCUUUAAUAGUAUUUUCUGAGAGAGAAAAAGUAGGAUAUGAUUAAAUUUAAAAUUAACGUAUCUUUUCAUUUCUAGAGUUGCAGAUACUAAACAUGCAGUAUCCGUUAAAAGCAGUGAGAACCAUAUGUCUAAAUCCUAUUAAACUGUGAAAAAAAAAAUUAAGAACGUGGAAUGCCUUUCACAGAAUUAAUCCAAUGAUAUAAGAAACAUCCCAGUGCUCCCUGAGGGGUUUGUUGAGGGAUGGGCUCUGCUGUACUGGGUGUUCUUUAAGCUCAGAGAGCCAAAGCAGACUCUGGCCAUGAUUUACUGCCCUCUGUGAUAGCAACAGACCCAACAAUUAUUCCUGCAUUUGCAACUGUGGAAUACCUGUCUUAAGGUUAUUAAGAAACUACCAAAAAUUAUGACCACACCAAAAAUUCACUGUCAACAGGGAUUGAUUCUUUACUUUUAUUUGUGACUCGUGAAAGCAACAAAAUAAUGAAUGCAUCCAGCAGCUGCAGAAUAAGGAACCUCCUGUUCUUACGAUUGCAGAACUAUUUUAAAAGCAUGUUGAAAUAUAACUGCACCAGAAUGAAAGGAAGAUUAAAUGUGUUGUGAAAAUGCAUGUGUACUUCUUCCGUGGUUUCUUUUUUUGACUGAAGAAUAUUAUUUAUAAGUGGGUAUGUUAUUAAACACUGAACAUAGUGCUUUACAGUCAGUAAAAGACAAUAGACCAAAUGUUACUGUUACCCACAGCUGGAGUGGAUUGAUAAAACUAGAACAUUGUCUUUGCUCACACAGUUUAAAGUCUAAAUAAAGACACAUGAUCAAAAGAGUGAAUUGACUUAGCAAGGUGACAGAGAAAGGGCAAAAGGUGAAAAAAGCUGUAUGAGUAAGUUAUGAAAUGCUUAACUGGAUAAAUAUUUUGCUGGGUGCUCUAAGCUUUAAAAAAGUGAUCUAUGGUUAAUGUUUACAUUACAGAAAUUAAGGAUUUUCAAAACAGCAUUUGGAAUGGAAAGGGAUGACACUAGUCCCCCAAAAUCUACUUGGUGUAUUAAAGUGAGUCAAUGCUUGCAUAUAUGUUAUACUUCUCCAUUUAUACAUGUUCCAGUAAACUGGGAGAAAGGUAUGUCAUUUGACUGAACAACUCACUAGCAAUCUAUCAUUUACACAUUUGCACAUUUAUCUUUUCAACCAUAUGUUUUUUACAAAAAUUAGAGUUCAGAAGUUAGCAUACCAUUCAAGGUCCAAGGAUGUUCUUUAUUAAGAAAUCAAAUUAACUUUUUCUCUAACUUCAGCAAGACCUUGACAGAACAAAGUGGCAACUUUGGGGGGAAAAAAAAAAGAGCAAGAGAGUGAGUGGCUAAACACAUUGCAGAAAAUACUUUCCCAGUUGCAUGAUAAUACAGGUAAAACUGAGAAAAAUUCUCCUUUUGCACUGUUUCAAGUGUAUGAUUUGGAAAAAUAUUAGUUAUUCCAACAUAAAUUUAAGUGUGGUUUUUAAGGUGACAGUCCUGUAGUAUAAUACUGUAUGUGUUCUACUUUUUCCAGAAUAACAACGGUCAUAUAUGGAAUUAUUUUGUAAUGGACAUAGUUGAAUAAAAUUUUUGGAGCAUCUUUGUGAAAAGCAGUUCUUGGUAGUUUAAAGAGGGGAAGAGAUAGGAUAUGGAAAUGAAUCUGUAGUACUGGAAGGAUCCAGUGAAAAGAAAUAUAACAUUUUCAGAUUGUGGGGAGCUUUGAAGGAGCAGCUCAACAGGGGUGGGGGAGGUUGCCCCAAGCUUGGGUCAAUCUCCCUGACUAGUGAACUAUGUUUAAUAUAUCUGUUAGUGUAUAAGUCAUCUUCUAAAAAGAAAGCAGCUUCAUUUUUUC